GACAAACGGAGAACAAAAGAGAGAACUACUUCCUGUUGGGUCUGAAACCGUCAUACACUUCUGAUCAAAAUUGACCAUGAAACCUUUGGGCAUGAAAACUACCCUCAGCAUCUCUGAAGACAAACAGGCCAGCCCAGGAUCCAUCCCUCUGGGAGGAGAUGUGUGAUUGGUGGAGGGAGGAGUGAUGGGGAGGGUUUGAAGUGACUGUGUAAAUGGCUGGAUUAGAGGCUGAGAGGUGUACUGAACCACAAACGUCACUCGAUUGUGACGUUUGUGGAGGGGGCCCCUGAGCCACCCCUCGGACAGGGGUCACGGCACACACUGUAGCCUCAGUUCCUCGCCUGCGGUCGGGGGGGGGGCUCAGAAUGUUGGGUCAUUACAGUGGCCUCAGGGUCACUGUUAUCGUUGACAUAGCGACCAUCUGAGGACUUCAAACACGUUGAAACGGUUUGGUCAUGCAGAACCGAGCCCCAUUCAGGGCCCUGGGCUUUGAGCUUUGUUGACGUGUACUAGCGACUGAUAUAAAGCUGAUGGGAGCAACGUUUUCUCAGUUAUAAUGAAGACAGAAAUCAGGUGCCUACUAGACAAAGGAUAUUUAAAGAGCACACAAAUACUAAGGAACUACUAAUCAAACUGGAACUAGGCCCGAUCUAAAACACCAGUAAGGGUGUCUUCCGAUUGGCCGAAAUAGAUGCCGAGCUAAGUGUGUUUACCAUUAAGAUGUUAGCAAGUUAGCAAGUUCACGCAUUUCAGCUGAUCUGGAGACUCAACUUCAAUUUCACCAACCUGCUUAUUGCCACCUACACCAAACCAGCCUUCCAGAACCUGCUCCCAGUCCAACCUCCUUCCAGCCUCUGAACCAGUGGCGGUUCCUUCAUAGGGGCGAUUUGUGCGACGCACUACCAAACACGGAGUUUCUUUUUUUUUUUUUUGUAUCUAGUUGUUAGGGCGGGUGAUUAAUCUGCUGUAUGCAAACUGGUUGUAUAUGUCAUUGUCCAAUCAGAUUAAGGUCGCGCCUGGUGUUGCCAUGCCCAUUUGGGGCGAUUUCUGUCAAGCCCAAAUUUGCACCAGAACUCUCCCAUUGACAUUCAUGGUACGUCCGUUUUUUUCAAAAAUCAUGCUCCCAAUACAUUUUCUAUGAGGGUUUAUGUGCUCGCACAAACGACGUGCUUACGUCAUCUGUCUGUUGCUAACCCGCGGGAACAUGAACAUUCUACGAAGAAGAUGGCGAGUGUCAAGUGCAAUACUGUAGUGUCUCUGAGAGAAGUGCCCUUUAGUCGUCGUACUAAUGCGGAGAAGGAAGCGAUAAAACAGCUAGGACCCCCUAGACCUGAUUUAAACAUCAAGCAAGUGUCAACGAAAGGGGAGAAGGCCUACACACGAUCUUUUAAAAAUAACUGGUACCACAGAAAAACCUGGCUAGCCGGCUGUGAUGUAGCCAAUGCUCUUUUUUGCUACCCCUGCCUUCUCUUCCACCCAGAAAACAACACGGCAGACGGUACAGCGUGGACAAUAAAAGGGGUAACGGAUAUGCAACAUCUGUCUGACAAAGUUAAAAAGCACGAGAAGGCAAAAAACCACAUGGACAGCUGUCUGAAGUUUUCAGCUUUAGGGAGAGUGAACAUUGCUACACAGCUGGAUGAGGGGUAUCGGCUAGCAGUGCUUCGUCACAACGAUGAGGUGAGCAAGAACCGCCACAUACUCAAUCGGCUCAUCCAGUGUGUGAAGUUUUGCGGCAUUUUUGAGCUAGCUUUGCGAGGCAGAGACGAAACCGAGGGCUCCGCCAACCCUGGUAUUUUUCGGGGCCUUGUCGAUUUUGUGGCACAGUUGGAUGAGGUGUUUGAUGAGCACCUGAAAACGGCAAGUGUCUUCAAGGGCACAUCCAAGACGAUUCAAAACGAACUGCUGGGGUGUAUGCUGGGUGUGGUGAAGGAACGGAUUGUCGAGGAGGUGAAGGCUGCGAAGUUUGUAGCCAUCCAGGCUGACGAGACCACCAAUGUCAGCACGCAGACUCAGCUGGUUCUUGUUCUCCGAUACAUCGACGGCAAGUAUGCAGUGCAUGAAAGUUUUUUUGAGUUUCUUCCCCUCACCGAGUCAACGACUGAACAGUCUGUUUUCUGACGACGAGAGAGAGAAACUAAUCGCUCAAGCGUAUGAUGGUGCCAGUGUGAUGAGGGGAGAGAAGGCUGGUGUGCAGUAAAAGGUGCGUGAACACUUCAAAAAUGCACAUUAUGUGCAUUGUUACGCACACCAACUGAACCUGAUCAUGCAGCAAGCUACAUCCAACAUAAGCAAAGUGAAGGUUUUUUUCUCUGAGCUGAGUGGGAUUUCGAGUUUUUUUUCCCGUUCACCCAAGAGGACCAGCAUUCUCGAUCAGGUCAUCGCCCGGAGACUGCCGAGGGCUUCAGCUACAAGAUGGAAUUUCAACAGCAGGAUCGUCAACACUGUCAGUGAGAAUCGAGCCGACCUCAUUGAAUGUUUCGAAACCAUCAAGACAUCAUUUGACCAACCAACAGUGAGAGAGGCAUCUGGGUCCAUCCGAAUGCUGCAAGAUGAAGACUGUACCAGCAACUCCAGCAGAAGGACAUCGAUGCAGUACUCAUCCAGCGGUCCCUCCAGAGGUUCACAAGCAGUGUGCAGGCCAUAAGGGGCUCCCCCUCACUUCAGCAGGUCCAGGGAGAACCAGCUGCCAAACGAUCAAGGACAGCGUUGGGAGAGGAAGAAAAGCAGAGGAUGGCUAAAGAGAUCUGUGACACCAUCUUGGCUCACUGCAAGGAGCGAUUUUCCUUCACCGACCACCUAGUUAGUGCCACCUUACUGCAAGGAGAUCUGUUUGGAAGGUACUGCCAUUCAUUUCCAACCGAAGCGCUGCAUGCCACUGUGAAGGCAUACCCCAUGCUGGAUCAAGCAAAGCUGCACACAGAGCUCUCCCUCAUCUACGAAAUGAGGGAGACCUUGUUCAGCAAAUUGCUGAACAAGGUAGACCUUGUUCAGCAAAUUGCUUAUCACAUGUACCUCAUUUAGUUUCCCUUCAAAUGCCUCCUCAGUUUAUUUGCCAGUGCUCAGUCUUGGGAUUGUCACCUGCUGAUCACUUGACUUGUAAAUUUAUGUUUCUCUUGUACUCUGUUGUCUUUUUCGACUGUGAAUGUUUACACCUUGCUAAGACUGUGACCUUUUUUUAUUUUUGAGAAGAAGCUUACUUGUGGAUGUUGGAUAUUAUUUGAUAUUUUUCCAUUGGAUCUUCUGUGUUGGAUUUUUGUAUUGUGACUUUUUACUGCUACCUACUGAGCAUUUUGAACUGUGGCCAAAUAUUUUGGACAUCCUUCUUUUUGUAUCUUGCUGGUCUACCAUCGUGCCUUUGUUCAAGCACCUUUUUGACUCAGUAAAACAUUUGAACUUGA
Messenger RNA from Gadus morhua (Atlantic cod), 3401 nucleotides. RefSeq names its product zinc finger MYM-type protein 1-like. The transcript is spliced from 2 exons. Bases 1138 to 2121 code for a protein of 327 amino acids. The record is from RefSeq and is a predicted model, not a curated record. NCBI's taxonomy places the organism in Eukaryota, Metazoa, Chordata, Actinopteri, Gadiformes, Gadidae.